AUGGACCCCCGUACCAGUGCCCAGGACGUGAUGCGAUGUGACCUGUGUGAGACCGCUGUGGUACAGAUGCACUGUGAUACAUGUCUUGUCAACCUGUGUAACGCUUGUGUAGGUCAACACGUGAUUUCAGAUGAGUCAAAGAAACAUGAAAUUGUCAAAUUUCAGUCCAGGAAAUCCACUCCCCUCUACCCUAGAUGUACAACUCACAACAAACAACAAUGUACAAUGUACUGUAACCAAUGUGAUAUUCCUGUUUGUACAAAGUGUAUUGCAUCUGGUCAACACCUGAGUCACAGGAUCUCAGAAGUCUUGCAGGUUGUGGAAGAAAAAAAGAACAAAAUCAUCAAAGAACUAACUGAAUUAAAUGAAACAAUUUAUCCAACCUACCAGGACAUUGCCUCUGAUGUACAAAACACAAUGAGUCAGUUAGAAAAAGAAUAUGGAGAUCUUUCAACAGCCAUAACAAAACAUGGAGAGGACUGGCACAGAGAAAUUGACAAACUUGUCAAGAAACUUAAAGCUGAAGUUGAUGAGAUGAAAAACACACAGUUACAAACUCUACACAAACAUCUGGAUGAAAUAAACAAGACAAUGUCUGACAUCAAGGAUGAAAUUGAUUCAGUUGAAAUGGCUAUAGACACCAAUGACUUGUCAAAACUAUUUAGUGUCACUUCCAAUGUACAUAUAUACACAAACCUUCCACAAAAACUAGCACCAUCUCCAUUGAAAUUCAUUUCAGAAAAAAUUCAUGGAGAAAAACUCAGUAAGCUGUUUGGGGCCUUAUCAUUUAGUUCUUUAACUUCAGAUAAACAUGGAUACAGCAUGAAGACAACACAGAAAUCACCAGAAGCUGGAUCCUCUCCUCCAGUCAAACAGCUGCUUGAUGAACCAGAGACUGUCGCCACCAUAGACACUGGGUAUGGAGAACUUUACAAUGUGGCCUGUCUGAGUGAUGAAGAAAUCUGGACAAGUGGAAAUGGCAGCACCAUGAAACUCUACAGCAUCAAUCAAGGAUCACUACUCAAGUCAAUCACAACCAAGUCAGGGAACAUGCCAUCUGAUAUAGCAGUGACAGAAAGUGGAGAUCUAGUUUAUACUGAUUACUAUGAUAGAACUGUGAACACUGUGAAGAAUGAGAAGAUAGAGGAGGUGAUCAGACUACAGGACUGGAUACCUCGCAAUGUCUGUAGUACCUCCUCUGGUGACCUCCUGGUUAUCAUGGACAGUGAUGAUUACAAACCAACAAAAGUUGUCUGUUACUCUGGCUCCACAGAGAAACAAACCAUUCAGUUUGAUGAUAAAGGUAAAUCUCUCUAUUCAUCUGGUAGUUAUAGCAGAUACAUAACAGAGAACAGGAACCUGGAUAUCUGUGUGUCUGACUGGGGAGCUGAAGCAGUAGUGGUCGUCAAUCAGGCCGGGAAACUAAGAUUCAGGUACACUGGACAUACUCCUGCUCCAAAGAACAAACCAUUCAAUCCACUAGGAAUCACCACAGACAGUCAGAGUCACAUCCUUACAUCUGAUUAUUACAAUCACUGUGUCCACAUCAUAGACCAGGAUGGACAGUUCCUCCGUUACAUAGACUGUGGACUGAGUGAACCCUAUGGACUGUGUACAGAUACAAAUGACAAUCUAUUUGUUGCUCAAAGGGAAAACAGAAAGGUGAAGAAAAUUAAAUACAUGUGUUGAUUUUAGGGCUGUGUAUUGAGCAAAUAAAACCUAUAUGAUACAGUACAAUAUGAUAACUUAAAAGCCACUAUGCAGUAUAUCAAUGCUUUUUAAUUAGUUGUAUUUAAUAACUCCUUAUUCACAGCU
Messenger RNA from Saccostrea echinata, 1815 nucleotides. Its product is annotated as tripartite motif-containing protein 55-like. Gene Ontology annotation, biological process: proteasome-mediated ubiquitin-dependent protein catabolic process; protein polyubiquitination; negative regulation of translation. The record is from RefSeq and is a predicted model, not a curated record. NCBI's taxonomy places the organism in Eukaryota, Metazoa, Mollusca, Bivalvia, Ostreida, Ostreidae. Gene Ontology annotation, molecular function: translation repressor activity; ubiquitin protein ligase activity; zinc ion binding. The coding region runs from base 1 to 1689 and encodes 562 amino acids. The transcript has a single exon.